Neltuma alba is the source of this 1598-nucleotide messenger RNA. RefSeq lists its product as uncharacterized. The record is from RefSeq and is a predicted model, not a curated record. The transcript is spliced from 5 exons. NCBI's taxonomy places the organism in Eukaryota, Viridiplantae, Streptophyta, Magnoliopsida, Fabales, Fabaceae. The coding region runs from base 110 to 1339 and encodes 409 amino acids.
UUCGGUUCUGUCAUCAUUGCUAAAGCACGCUCCGCUUUCACUGGCUCUCACUAGGAUACUCUGCGAGAGAGAGAGAGAGAGCGAGCGAGAGAGAAAAGUCGUUGUUUUGAUGGUGAUGAUGAUGGGCAGCAACAACAGAGACAGAGAAGAGGCUCUCACAUUCAUCACCAACCCAUCUUCUUCUUCUUCUCCAAUCACCGUCUCUGACCAGCUCGACUGGUACCUCACGGACCCCACUUCCCUCAUCGGAAGUGCCUCUGGAAGUUUCCAGAGCGACAGUCUUCUUGGCCUCGGUGAACCCGGAAGCACCAACUUGGACCUAGAGUUCGGCUUCUCCCGACCAGAUUUCAGGCAGAGCCCGCUCGCCGGGACCGUCGAGUUCUAUCAACGGCAUGUCUUUCUUUGUUACAAGAACCCGCGGUUUUGGCCUCCAAGAAUUGAGGCUUCCGAGUUUGAUCGCUUGCCUAGGCUUCUUUAUGCCGCCGUCAUGGCCAGGAAGAGCGAUAUGAAGAAGGAGACCCGUUUAACAAUAUGCGAGGGACAUGACGGGACUGAAACAUCAAAUGGAGAUGUAUUAAUCUUUCCAGACAUGAUCAGAUACAGGAGAUUGACUCAUUUUGAUGUUGAAACAUUUGUUGAAGAAGUGCUUGUAAAGGAUGGAGAAUGGCUUCCUGGAUCUCCUGAACCGUUAAAAGGUUCACACAUUUUUGUGUGUUCACAUGGUUCCCGUGAUCGUAGAUGUGGUGUUUGCGGACCUGUCUUGGUAAAUAAAUUUAGGGAAGAGACUGAAUUACUUGGUCUUCAAGGUAAAGUGUUUGUUAGCCCAUGCUCACACAUUGGGGGGGAUGAGUACGCAGGAAAUGUCAUUAUAUUUGGAUCAAGCAUCAAUGGAGAUGUCAUGGGGCACUGGUAUGGGUAUGUUACUCCCGAUGAUGUGCCUGUUUUGCUUCAACAGCAUAUUAUAAAAGGGGAGAUUUGGGACUCACUGUGGAGGGGUCAGAUGGGUACACAAAAAUCUGAUGCAAAAUCUCAGGGCAACUCUGUGAGCUGCUGCCAGCAAAACGAGAACUUCUCUUCCUGCCGGGACAGUGAGGAAAAGAUUAGUACUUCUGGUGCCAUGGAGGCGGAAGCAAAACUUUCAGCUGACAAUAAUUGCAGCAGCGGCAGCAUCAAGAGACUGGUUUCUCGAAUAAAUGGUGGCAAAGGAGCGUCACGGCGAAAAUCCAUGCCAAUGUGGCUUGAUGGCUGGGAGCCAGAAGAUACGUAUGCUGCUCUUGCUGUUGUCUUUGCCGCUGUGUCUGUAGCAAUUGCCUAUAGCUGCUACAAACAGCUGAAAUAGGAAGAAACAACUGAUUUGCUGUGUUUUUUAGCAUGGUGUGUCAGAUAAUUUCUAUUGUCUCUGUACAUUGUAGUCUAAUGCUAGUGCAGUGCUUGUGUAUAUCCGUUAUACUCAGAAUGAUCACCCUUUCCUUUUCGGGGCAAUUUUUUCCGGGAAAAUCUGAAUGAUGAAGAUAAGAACAUUAAUAGAGUUUGGGUGGAACUAAUCUGUAAUGUCUCUCAUUUUUAGUAUCAAAGUCUAUAGCUUUGGUUUUCCCAGA